This is a messenger RNA of Haemonchus placei, 1989 nucleotides long. The record is from the annotation of a GenBank genome assembly. Lineage: Eukaryota; Metazoa; Nematoda; Chromadorea; Rhabditida; Trichostrongylidae.
AUGCAAUCAGUGCUAGCAGCUGUUGGGGUUGUGUAUUUUUUACUGGUGGCGAAUUUCUAUAAUGAGUCAAACGGUUUUGUGAAGUACUACAACACACUCUAUGCAGUAUGGAAAGUAAUACCGAUAGUGUUCCUCACUGUGUUCGCAGCUGUUCAUGGCGGAGGUCUUUCGAAGAGGGAUCGUAUGAUGUGCGCGUUAGGGCUGUUUUUCGGUGGAAUUGGCGACGUACUUAUUGGCUUGAGUGAAGGAGGAAUCAUAACUGGCGCGGUUGCAUUCGGGAUUGGACAUCUUUUUUACAAGACACAAUUUUGGUCUCAUUCGACAAAAAUCUACUGGCCAUUGCUGAUUGGUGCACUUGCCUGGAGUGCAAUCAUCGGUCAUUUGUGCGUUCUACCAUUACUGAAUCAACAUCCGAUUGAAGUUCUCAUCUUGUCGACAUACUCACUACUACUGACAUAUUGUGUUGCAACUACUGGAUCACAAUACAUUAAUCGAAAACGGGAUCACGAUGAAAAGGGUCUUCUACUCCGAUUCAUUGGUUUUAUGCUAUUCUUCAUAUCGGAUUCGGUGCUAAUAAUGGCUCAUCGUGGCUAUGAAAUCUUUUGGCCCGAAAUGGUCGUCCUUUCAACGUAUUACUCGGCUCAGUAUCUCAUCUUAUACGGCAAUAUCCAUACUGAGAAGAAAAUGAGCAACUCUAGCCCAGCACGAAUGCUGGCCAUCUAUGGCGGCAUGACCUACCUCGUGUACAUUGAAACAAAUGGUUUUACCAAGAGUUCACCAGCUUUUCUCCUCAGUCUUCCAGUGAUUGGCCUUUCUUUGCUCACGUUAGCAACAUCUAUGAGUCCAGAAGAACGAUUCAAAACGUCGCAAAUUCGUAUUUGGUCCACAGAACUCAGUGUUGCAGCUGGCAUUUUUCUUCUAAUAAUGUUCUAUUACUGUUUCGCUGAUUUAAUGAUGUCCAUACCUUCUUUGGUAUUGUUGUUGACUGCUUUGUUGGCUUCGUCAUGUGUGACUAUCGUUGCUGCUGGAUCGGUUUGUCAAUAUGGUCAUGUCAGUGACAACGACGCAGGCCAGGCAUCUUACAUUCGCCUUAUUGGAGCUAUAGCCCAAACCGCCAGCAGUUCUUUGUUUGUGGUAAAUAUGUUUGGCGAAAGAACGGAAAGUGUACAACAAACGCAGUCUAUGAUGCUUGGUUUGCCAUUGAUGGCGCUCUCAUUCUUGUCAUUAACGUCUUCAAUGCAACCACGUGCUCGAUUGGGCACAGCGGCCUCAUUUGCCACGUUAGAGGUAAAGCAGAAUUAUCGUCAGGCUUCAUUUAAUUGUCACUGUCGUUUCAGCCACUUAAUUGAAGAAUGGUCAAUAGCAUUAUCUAUGUUUGUCACAAUGUUCUACUGUACAUUCACAUAUAUCUGCUUCGCUGAUCUAUCCGCAUCGAUUCCGUUUUUGGUGUUUUUGCACUCACUUUCCUUCGGUUCAGCAUGUCUUUUAGUCGUUGCUGCUGGUUCUGUAUGUAUGAAUCCAACGGAAACGGACAGCGAUACCUACCAGCAGAAUAGCGGUUUUACCACAAAAUCAAAACUCCGAGCGCAGUUUGCGUUUGCAACGACAUUUGGUGCACAAGAGUCAUGGCCUUGUUAUGUGAUGUUCAGGCUGUACGUAAAGGCAGUUUUCACCGGAUUCAAGCGUGGACUCCGUACUCAAUCUGAGCAUACUGCCCUGCUCAAGCUUGAUGGAGUGUUUAACAAAGAAGAUGCCAAGUUUUACAUUGGAAAGCGUGCUGUCUACCUCUACAAAGCUCACAACAAGACUACCAAGCCUGGCCAUAGCGUUCCAACCAGAACGAGAGCAAUUUGGGGCAAGAUCACGCGAGUUCAUGGAAACACUGGAGCCGUUCGCGCUAAGUUCCACCACAAUCUUCCCCCCAACGCCAUGGGAAACAGAAUCCGUGUGGUGAGUAAUCAACAUAUGCUGUACCCAUCGAACAUCUAA